UCCGACCAGCCCCCGCGCCGCCUCCUUCGACCACCAUCUCACUGGCCCCUGAGGUCCUCUGCCCGCCGGCUACGACCGUCCUUCCGCCGAGCCCUGAGGUCCUCCGCCCCGCCGGCUCCAACCACCGUCCUCGCUCUCCUCCGCCGGCAGCGACGAGGCCAUCUAGCCUGCUGCUGUUGGCCUUUGACCUGUACCUCGGUGGCCCACUCUAUUAUUUGUUUCUGGCUCAGCCACUGCCUCAGAAUAGUUUAGGACCUGAGAAGUCCUUUACUCCAUUAGGCAAAACAAUGGAGGACUGUGCAGCCACCCCAGUACGCCGCCCUGCCGACCCCUCCUCCCCAUCCCCAACCCCGUCUCCCUUGUCUCUGCGCCAGUGGCGCCCAGCAGCGCAGCGCAACCUGCGCAACCAGUGGUCGCGCCUGCUUGCCGCCAAGACCCGGUGGCUGGCCGCCACCGCCAAUGGCCGCUCCCAUGCUGCUGCGCUCGUCAACGCCAACCUCUCCCAUGGUUACAUGCCAGGGAUGGAUUUGGGAGUGCUCAAGGACAUGCCCAGGAUCCGCGACAGGGCGAGCGCCAAAUUGGCCCACAAGGAGGUGCAGUGCCGUGAGAUGCUUCUAUCAGCCUACAAGGAGAUGGUCUGUGCCGUGUCUGACUUGGUUAAAGCUUCUCAUGCCAUGCGGUGUUUCUCUAAAGUAUCUUCUGGCAGCCCACUAGUCCGAUUUACGGACUGCCAGGAUGAUUUGAAUGAUUUAGGGGAUGGUGGGGGAGCUCCAGUAUACAGAUGGGUGUCCAUGCUAGAAUUUGAGAACCUUGCCAAAGAGCUUGUUGAGAUGUUUGUUUCAGAGCUACAAUUGAAGAGACUGAUUGUCUUGAACCUCCUGUCAAUUAAAUCAAAAGGAGGUGCAGAUCCUUCUUUAGAAUGGUCGGAUGAGCUAUAUGACGGGGAAUUGUACAAAUUUCAGAGUAUUGGCCUGGGCUCUGGAGACAGCUUCCCACUGCCUGAGAAUUGGAGGGUUGAUGUCUUGCAGGCAUGGCAACCUGGCCAUGCUCCAUCCCAUGAGGUUUUACAGGUUUAUUUAACCUCUUGGCUUGCUAAUGUGAACAUCAAGACGAGUAGAAUCGACGAAAUAUUUGAGCUUGUUGGGGAAGAGAUGCAAAUCAAAUUGCGCUGAAAACUUUGAUGCAUGGAAUUUAAGUGAGAACUAUUCGGGAAUGACCCAUCUCCCUUUUGAUGCAUAGAAUUUAAGUGAGAACUAUUCGGGAAUGACCCAUCUCCCUUUCAGAGGCUAUUUUUCCUUAACGGAAGUCAUUUAGGGUAAUUAGCAUGUGUGAUCUGCCCUAAGAAAGAGGGCUCGUCUAAUUUUUCUCAAAUGUAUUACUGUUAUGCUUGAAUUGUCUCCUGGUAGUAUUAAAGAUUUUCUAGGUUUUCCUCAA
This is a messenger RNA of Hordeum vulgare subsp. vulgare (domesticated barley), 1434 nucleotides long. RefSeq lists its product as uncharacterized. Lineage: Eukaryota; Viridiplantae; Streptophyta; Magnoliopsida; Poales; Poaceae. The transcript has 9 exons. The record is from RefSeq and is a predicted model, not a curated record. The coding region runs from base 288 to 1172 and encodes 294 amino acids.